GGAACCGCGAGCGGCGUAGCGGAUCCCGGAGCCCGGCCCCCGCCGCUCGCCCGUCCGGCUGUCUGCCCCGCCCGUCCGGCCCCCGCCGUCCGCCCGCCCCGGCCAGGCGCGCCCGCCCCCCCGACGGCCCCGCCCGGCCGCGGCCCCCGCUCCGCCCGCCCGGCCCCGGCCCCCAGGAGGAGGCGCUGACGCAGCAGCGUGGAGCCCGGGAAUUGAGCGCCCCCGGGGGGUUCCAGCCGCCGGAUUCCAGCCCGGCCGGGGCCUGCGGGCGCCCAGAGCUGCACCGUCCGCGCCGCCGGUCCCGGUUGGAGGGACCCCAUGACACAUACUCGGAGGAAGUCCUUUCCCAUGCUGAGUUCUGGCCCCACUGGCCACAGGGAGCCCUUGCAGAUGGAAGAUAGCAAUAUGGAGCAGGGGGCUGAGGGUGUGGAGCCAGGCAUGCCUGAGAGCCCCGGGCACCUUACAGGGCGCCGCAAGAACUACCCACUGCGGAAGCGCUCGCUGGUUGCCGAGAAGCCAAAGGCCUGCAAAGUGCUGCUGACUCGCCUGGAAAGUGUGGCUGGUCCACGCAGUGCAGAUGAGGCCGAUGAGCUGCCUCCUGACUUGCCCAAGCCCCCAAGUCCUGCCCCAUCCAGUGAGGACCCUGGCCUCGUGCAACCCCGUAAGCGGCGCCUGGCCUCCCUCAACGCAGAGGCCCUCAAUAACCUGCUGUUGGAGCGAGAGGACACUAGCAGCCUGGCGAGCAACCGCCGUAGUCGUGGGGGAGACCCCCACCGAAGCCGGGACAGGGCCCCCGGAGGCUGGUCCUCCUCCAAGAAGCGAUCUCGACUGGGAGACCUGGGAGAAGGAAACCGGGACCUGUCCCCAGAGCCAGCCCCUGAUGAAGGUGCCCGCCGAGAUGGAGACUCAGCUCCCAAGAGGCUGGCUAGCCUGAAUGCAGCUGCCUUUCUGAAACUGAGCCAGGAGCGAGAGCUACCCCUUAGGCCUCCUCGUGCUCAUGCAGAAGCAGAUGGGCGCUCCACUGAGCCCCCAGCACCCAAGGUCUUGCGGCCAAAGUGGGCCAAGGUCAAUGGCAAGAACUAUCCCAAGGCCCGGCAGGGAGCAGACUCUGGGGAGGCUGCAGGCCCACCUGGCUGGCAAGAGCACCCUGAGGAGCUAUGGUCAUCUGCCACUCCUCAUGGUUCAUCCAUCCAACCACCUUACCAGCCCCUUAGCACGGCUCUGGAGAGUCCCUCCGGGCUGCGCCCCCACCUGCCUCUGCUGAUGGGUGGGCAGGCAGCCCUGAAACCAGAUCCUGGGCGCCCAGGCGAGGAGUCACCUGCCCCCAAGCAGGAACUACAUCAGCCCUCUUUCCCUGCACCUCAGCUGCCCCCCCUGCCAAUGCCUGGCAACCCUGCCGACUACAGUGGCCUGUGUGGAGGGCCUGAGCUCACUGCACUAGGCAGCUUCUACCUGUACUGUGGCCAAGAUGGGCUGCAGUGUGGGGGCUAUUCCCCCUGCCCCAUGGUCCCUGAAGGCAAGCUGUCUCCGGUGGCUGCCCCUAAUGAGGGGCUUCUCUUGGCCCCCAGCCCAGUACCCUCGGGUACCCCUUUCCAGCAUUCUCCCUGGAGCUCCUCUCGCUACUGCUCCAGUGAGGACACUGGAGUGAAUGGCUACAGCAUCUGUGGAGUGUUGCCCCUGCCUCUCACCCAUAUUGGCACUGCCUGUGGCGGCUGCCCCUACAAAAUGCCUUUUGCAGCAGAAGGCUGCAGGUCCCUGGGCCAUCUGGAAUUUCCUCUUCCAGAAGUUGGCCACCCAGCCUCACCUGCCCACCCCCUUCUGGGAUGCCCUGUACCCAGUGUGCCACCUGCAGCGGAGCCUGUCCCCCAUCUCCAGACACCUACCUCGGAGCCCCAGACAGUAGCCCGCGCGUGCCCUCAGAGUGCCAAGCCUCCUAGUGGUUCCAAGUCGGGUUUGCGCACGGGCUCCGGCUGCAGGCACACUGCGAGGAGCAAGGCUGCCCGCAGGCCCAGUCAUCCCAAGCAGCCGCGUGCCCAGCGUCCACGCCCUCGCCGCCGUCGCCGCCGCCGCACCAACGGCUGGGUGCCUGUUGGAGCGGCCUGUGAGAAGGCUGUCUAUGUCUUGGAUGAGCCAGAACCAGCCAUCCGAAAGAGCUACCAGGCAGUAGAGCGGCAUGGAGAGACAAUCCGAGUCCGAGACACUGUCCUCCUUAAGUCAGGCCCAAGAAAGACAUCCACACCUUACGUGGCCAAGAUCUCUGCCCUCUGGGAGAACCCUGAAUCAGGAGAGCUGAUGAUGAGCCUCCUGUGGUAUUACAGGCCUGAGCACUUACAGGGGGGCCGCAGCCCCAGCAUGCACGAGCCUUUGCAGAAUGAAGUGUUUGCUUCGCGACAUCAGGACCAGAACAGUGUGGCCUGCAUCGAGGAGAAGUGCUAUGUGCUCACCUUUGCCGAGUACUGCAGAUUCUGUGCCAUGGCCAAGCGCCGAGGUGAAGGCCUUCCAAGCCGAAAGACAGCACUGGUACCCCCAUCUGCAGACUACUCCACCCCGCCACACCGCACAGUGCCGGAGGACACGGACCCUGAGCUGGUGUUCCUUUGCCGCCAUGUCUAUGAUUUCCGUCAUGGCCGCAUCCUCAAGAACCCCCAGUAGCCUCUUUGUGCCCACACUGGGGCUGCCCUUGGGCAAGUAGGGCUCAGGGCAAGGGGCACUGCUUGAAGCACAGCACUUGGUUAAGGUGCCACAGGGGCAUAUGGUUGCUGGCCUGUGGUUCUCCUUGGGGGGAGGGCAGGGGCCUCUGUGGGUUCUGGGGCCACAAGGGAGGGAAGGGGAGGCCAGGGCAUGAGAAAAGCAACAGAGCCCUCAGCUUGGCCCAUGAUGCCUGUUUGUGGUCCCCUGGGUGGAGACUCCUGAAGAAUCAGUCUUCCCCGAGGCUGGGCUGAGCCUGAGGGACAUGGGCUGACGAAGGGCGGGGUCGAGGAGGGGUAAGGUCCUUCUGGAACCAGGCCCAAUAGGUCUAUCUUUAGCCUUCCCCGGCUCUCCAAGGGGAGCAGGAGCCAGCUUUACCUCACCCACUGUGACCCACUGCUUCCCCAUCAGCCUGGGACCAGGCUCUCCCAGAUUCUAGCAUAGCUCUGAGCUUAUUCUUUGUAGCAUAGAGUGCCAGAGUCUGGCUUCCAGAGCAUUGACUUCCUCCUUUUGGACUCGGGACCUUUCCCUGGCUUUCUUUUCCUCCUUUGGGCCCUCCCCCCUCAGUAGCCACUGGUGCUGGGACACUUUGACCCGGCCUUUGCAGUCAUAGGUGUGGCCCACCUGUGGCAAUCAGCCUCCUGUCUGCUUCCUAUUGAGGGCUACCCAGCAGGUCUGGCUUCCCAGAAAGUUAACUGUCAACAUGGGGUUUGUCAUGUCUGGGAGGGCAGAUGGGUGCUGGGAGAGGGUGGGGGGCAGGGGGCAAAGAGAAUUGCUACCUGAUUUGUUGAAGAUUUUUCCUCUUGCCUUACACUUGGAGGUUCUGAGAAACCUCUUGCAGAACUUCACACAUGAUUCUUCAAGCCACACCCACCCAAAAUCAAACCAAAGGAGUGCUGUGGCUCCCCUUGCCCUGUCACCCUUCCCCUAGUCUUUUGUAGAUUGCACUAAUUACAUCCCAGUGAGAAUCAACACUGUAUCAGUCCACAGACCUGCUGAGCUGCAGCCACUCACUCUAGGAGCUAAGGACCUGCAUUUUCAGUUUGUUCCCAUUGUCCAAGGCCCUGUGCUCACCUGUACUGCUCCCCAGAGUAGAUUGGUUAGGACUCUCGGCUCCUGUUGUCCUUGUCUGGAUCAGGCCCUGGCCCCAGGCUCUGUGAGGAACUGGAGGCCUGGUUAUUUCCUUUGUGUACCAAAGAGGAGCAUGGUGGGGAGAGGAGUCGGGUGCUGUGUAGCUUGGGAUUUCCACAAGGGUAUGCCCCAGGGACAGGAGCCAAGAAGGGCAACACUGGGUCCUCUCAGUUGGGAAGGGAGACACAGGCCCAGUAGACUAAGGAGGUGAUGAUGGUCUGGCAGGGGCUACAAACAGAGGUGGAAGUGAAUCCUGAGGGCAACCCCGCAACCCCGCAACCCCGGAGUCCUGUCCUUAGCCUUAGAAAACGGGUUGCUCCUGACUGGUCAUUGGGCUGGGUGAGGACUAGAGGCUUCAGAGGCGAGUCUGUGCUUGGGAAGCUGAAUCCCAAGCCUGAAAUGAAGGGGCUUGGGUCUGCUUGUAUUGAAUAAGCUGUUUGGAGGGAGGUGGUGGUCUGGGGAGGGCGGGGCAAUAAGAGGUUGACAAGUGGCGUUGGAGGCCCUGGAGAGCUGGCCUGUAUAUUCCCAGGGUGCUGCCAAGGAGCCCACCCUCACCUAUGGGAGAGGUCAAGGCCCCUCCUCCCAUGAGGUAGGGCUACUGCCCAGAACUUAUGCUUUUGAAAUCUCUUAGAUGUGGAAAUAUUUUUUCGAACCUGAAAAUGCAGCUGGUAGAAUUUCAAUGGAAGCAUAAUCCAUGUAAAAUAUAUUUUAGUUGAUAUUUUGUAAAAUGCACUUUUUGUGUGUGUCGAUCCUGGUUUCCCAGAUCUGUAUUUCAGUGUUUACAAGGGAGGGGGAACCUUUCCUUACCUCCCUUUUGACAGAGAUUAGAAGUACUUCUUUAAGAGAAAAAUAAAUUUGAGAA
Molecule: messenger RNA, 4681 nt
Organism: Castor canadensis (American beaver)
Lineage: Eukaryota; Metazoa; Chordata; Mammalia; Rodentia; Castoridae
Gene: Bahd1
Product: bromo adjacent homology domain containing 1
Biological process (GO): negative regulation of DNA-templated transcription; heterochromatin formation
Cellular component (GO): chromatin silencing complex
Molecular function (GO): transcription cis-regulatory region binding; chromatin binding
Source: RefSeq, a predicted model, not a curated record